CAUAAAUGAAGUUGCAAAUACUACAAGAGAAGAAUAUCCGUAGAGUAGAGAGAGGUACGCACGUCCAUGGCGCAUAUGAUCUCGUUUGAGAUUAAGUUAGAAUCCCAAAUAAUUCCAACCAACACCACAUUUCCUAGAAAGUUUCUAAUUUAGAUCAAACCCUUUUCAUCCCUACAAAAAUUCACAUGUGAAAUUCAACGGCAUUCUUCCCAAGAAAUUCCCCCCUUUCCAAAAUCCUUUCUUGAUCGCAUAUGUUCGGGUUAUGAUCAGCAUUUCUUGGUGGGGUGGCGAUGGAUGAUUGUGGUGGGAGGCGAUCUUUUGGGGUCUCGUUUAUUUUGGUGCUGCUGCUGAUUGAGGUUGUGUUUGUGGUGAAGGGGAAUAAUGUGGUGUUUAAAGUCCACCACAAGUAUGGUGGGGCCGCAAAGGGAAAGGCACCAAUUGGAGUGCUCAAGGCCCAUGAUUCGAAGCGCCAUGCCAGAGUUCUUGCAGGUGUAGAUUUCCAAUUGGGUGGUGAUGGAUCUCCCACAAACACGGCGCUCUACUUCACCAAAAUUACAAUAGGUACUCCUCCAGUUGACUAUCAUGUCCAGGUUGAUACAGGAAGUGAUAUUCUGUGGGUGAAUUGCCAUAAGUGUGAUAAGUGUCCCACAAAAAGUGAUCUUGGAAUAUCAUUGGUGCAAUAUAACCUCAAGGCCUCCUCCACUGGACAAGUCGUCACUUGUGAUCAAGAGUUCUGUGCUACAGUAUUCAGUACUCCGAAUCCAAAUUGCAAGGUUGGAAUGAACUGCGAAUACGCUGUUACUUAUGGAGAUGGGGGCAAGACUGAGGGUUACUUUGUGAGAGAUACCUUCAGAUUUGAUCGAGUAACUGGAAACCGUCAGACGUCACCAAUGGAUGGAUCUGUAGCAUUUGGGUGUUCAGCUAAACAAUCUGGGGAGUUAGGUUCGUCUUCACAGGCUGUUGAUGGGAUUGUUGGUUUCGGACAAGCAAACACAUCCAUUCUUUCACAGCUUUCUUUGGCCGGAAAGGUGAAGAAGAUCUUUUCACAUUGCUUGGACAGUAAGAAGGGAGGCGGCAUAUUUGCUCUGGGAGAGGUUGUGGAGCCAAAAGUAGUCACAGCGCCAAUCGUUCCAAAUCAGGCUCAUUAUAAUCUUAUUCUGAAGGGAGUUCAGGUGAGUGAUAAAAACAUAGACCUUCUUCCAACAGGUGUAUUCGGCAUAGGGCCCCCUCGGAGGGCCAUAAUCGACAGUGGCACGACCCUUGCCUAUCUUCCAGCAGACAUGUAUGAGAAGGUUAUCACUAAGAUAAUGGAGUUGCAACCAAAGAUGCAAAUGCAUAUGGUUGAGGAUGAGUUCAAAUGUUUUUGGUUUACUGCCAACAUUGAUGCCGCAUUCCCAGUUGUAACGUUUCAAUUUGAGAACUCACUUUCAUUGCAAGUUUAUCCUCACAAUUAUCUGUUUGAAGUUCGUGAUACAGAAUAUUGCAUCGGUUGGCAGGUGAGUGGAAUGCAGUCAAAGGAUGGGCAAGAAUUGACUUUGUUAGGAGAUAUUGCCUUAUCCGACAAGCUUGUUGUGUACGAUCUUGAUAAUCAGACGAUUGGAUGGGCACAAUAUAACUGUUCAUCGAGCAUCAAAGUGAAGGACGAAGAGAGUGGCAAUGCGUAUGAUGUUGUUGCCCAUGACAUAUCUUUGGAUCCCUCCCCAUUGAAGGCUAAUGUUAUAUCGGUUCUUAUGUUUGUAGCCGUUGUUCUCAGUCUGUUCGUAUGAGCUUCUAAAAAAGGAGGCAGCAACAAGAAAUACUGCUGGUUGUCGUGUCAUGUCGUGUCGUGUCGUGUCAUGAACAGGCAAGAAGCUUUACACUGGAUAUCCAAUUGUCAAGGUGAAAAAUUGGAGAUUUUCAACACCCUAGUCUGCUUUACCUUAGAGAUUGCUGCUCCUUGUAUAUUUGUUUCAAUCUUAUGUAUAUUUUCUUUAAAUUUUAUGGUAUAGAAAUUACAUGAACAUUGUAAAGUGAAACAAGAAUAACAGUCUUUCAUUUCUAUUCUUUAGAGAA
This is a messenger RNA of Salvia splendens (bonfire salvia), 2052 nucleotides long. Its product is annotated as aspartic proteinase 36. The transcript has 10 exons. Gene Ontology annotation, molecular function: aspartic-type endopeptidase activity. Bases 291 to 1766 code for a protein of 491 amino acids. The record is from RefSeq and is a predicted model, not a curated record. NCBI's taxonomy places the organism in Eukaryota, Viridiplantae, Streptophyta, Magnoliopsida, Lamiales, Lamiaceae. Gene Ontology annotation, biological process: proteolysis.